AAAAAAAAGAAGAAGCAAAGAAAAAAAAAAAAAAAAAAACUAACCGUACCUCGGCCAGUCCCCGGUGUGCUGGCGGACCGGGGGUCCCCGUCAGCCACUUACAUCCACGGACGACUUCCCCAGCCUCGGAGGAGGACGAGGAAGGGAGGGAUGGAGGGGAGGACAGCGUUACCCGCCAACGGGCGUCGGUUCAAGUCCCACUGGCGAUCUAUCCAUUCAUCAUCCAUCCAUCCUAUCCAUUUUCACAUCAUGAUGGGUCUGCUUUUGGGAGGGUUAUCCUCUGCAGAGGGUUUUUUUUUAUGCCUCAUGUUUCUCCUCCAUUGUAGCGAGACUAUUAGCGAGCGCUACCAUAUUCCUCUUCAAAGUUUUCUCCUACAGAUUGUUCAUUUCGCUAGGCUCAAUCCUUUCCCACAAAUCUUCCCCUGCCCGGCAUCGUUUCCCCCCUCUUCCCGACUCAGGAUCUGGAUGAGGGUAGAUGACGAGACCGGGACCCCGAGAGGAAAACGGCUUCGUGGUAGACGUGCCCCCCACCGCCAAACAAAAGGUGUCGGAAGGCCCAUCCGAUUGCGCCGUCGGCAUCGGAUCCGCCGUCAUCCACAAACAUUACGCGUGGGGAAUCAGAAAGAAACAACAAGAAGAAAAUCACUCAGCAACUCCCCCUACCGGCACGGUCUUCCCAAUACGCACAGCCGCAGCUCUUCGGUGUUCUAACAUGAUGAUAUCCAUCCCCAUCCCUCCCCAUCCUAUCCCAUCCCUCUCCCGCGAUCUGUUAUCCACACCCUCCCGCCGUCAGCGCUCUCUUGGCAUCGCCAUCGUGCCCAAGGCACAUGUAACCUCCGGACGCAUCUUGCAUAUCUGCGCUAGUCCCCCCACGUUUUCUAACAAAAGUCCAGACUCGUCCAUUCCCCCCUCCCUCUUUCGCCUCUCUCUCGCCGAUCCCCGAAGCGCGCGAGUCUAGUCUAGUCGUGGGACCUCUCUCUCACUCCUUCCAUACACACACACACACACACUCGUCCACAUCGGAAGUUGACCGAAGCCGCGAACCGACUUGGAAUGCCGCCCAACCCGGAGAAGACGGUGUGUGUGUGUGUGUGUGUGUGUGUGUGUGUGUGUGUGUAAUAUCACAUACGCCCGCAGAACCUCACGGUGCCCCUUCCGCGGAC
This is a messenger RNA of Colletotrichum navitas, 1163 nucleotides long. RefSeq lists its product as uncharacterized. Lineage: Eukaryota; Fungi; Ascomycota; Sordariomycetes; Glomerellales; Glomerellaceae. Bases 151 to 711 code for a protein of 186 amino acids. The transcript has a single exon. The record is from RefSeq and is a predicted model, not a curated record.